Glarea lozoyensis ATCC 20868 is the source of this 468-nucleotide messenger RNA. RefSeq lists its product as uncharacterized. The transcript is spliced from 3 exons. The record is from RefSeq and is a predicted model, not a curated record. NCBI's taxonomy places the organism in Eukaryota, Fungi, Ascomycota, Leotiomycetes, Helotiales, Helotiaceae. Bases 1 to 468 code for a protein of 155 amino acids.
AUGGGUUUUUGUGCAGCAUGCGAUUUAAAAGUCGAAAAUGAUCUCCCACUGUCGCUUUCCGAAUUCUGCGACUGCGACCAGUACAGAAGAUGGAUAUGUUUCCCUUGUAAGGUCAAAGAAAAUUGUGUUGAAGCAAAAUACAUCGAAACACGAACAAAGGAGGUCUCAAGGGCAGCUAGCCAGGAGGCUCUUGCUGAAAUAUAUGAAGGUCUAUGGCAGAGGGCAGCUUACGAUGUCACAGGGUAUUGGUGUCCAUGCGGCGAAAGAGUUCCUCAAGACGGCAAUAUCAGAUGUAUGUGGUGCAAGCGUCGACACAACCUGAAUACCUGGAAGAACGGAGACCGAGAUGCCAUACCCUUUUUUGACGAUGAUCCGUGCUAUCCACAGAUGAUAUUUGACCCGGCCGGAGGACUCUGGGACGAAAAUAUGACAUACGCACCCUUAGCCUACGAUGGUCCUAUUUAUUGA